Molecule: messenger RNA, 1052 nt
Organism: Salvia miltiorrhiza (redroot sage)
Lineage: Eukaryota; Viridiplantae; Streptophyta; Magnoliopsida; Lamiales; Lamiaceae
Product: transcription factor bHLH36-like
Exons: 3
Coding region: 201-872 (223 amino acids)
Biological process (GO): regulation of transcription by RNA polymerase II
Cellular component (GO): RNA polymerase II transcription regulator complex
Molecular function (GO): DNA-binding transcription factor activity, RNA polymerase II-specific; protein dimerization activity; RNA polymerase II transcription regulatory region sequence-specific DNA binding
Source: RefSeq, a predicted model, not a curated record
AAGAGUGUCGUCUAAAGUCAGUCACCAUACACAUCAAAAUAUUUUAAAAUAUGUAAUGUAGGGUCAUAUAUAUACAAUCUUAUAGCUCCUUUUCUAAUUCCAUGGAAUUGCAGAUCUCCACGCACUAGACCAACCGUAUCCCCUUCUUGAUUGCGAGCUUCAUUGAAAAUAAGAUUUUGAAGAUCCUCAAAUAACCAAAGAUGUUUCCCAAUCAUCACGAGUUAGGUUUCGGAACCCCAACCACUACUUCUCAAGGAUUCCAAAUCGGCCAGGAUACGGAUUACAAUUUCUUGGAAAAUAAUUUAAUUAGUUUCUCAAUCGGCACCAACGACACAGAAGUGAGCAGAAGGAAAGAUUUGGAGUUACAUGGAAAAACGAAGAAGGAGAGCAGCAGCAAGAAGGUUAUGCAUCGAGAGUUGGAGAGGAAGAGGAGGCAAGAAAUGUCACACCUUUAUGCUUCUCUCAGCUCCCUUCUUCCUCAUCAUCAGAUCAAGGGAAAACACGGUGUUUGUGAUCAAAUACAAGAAGCUGCGAGUCACAUAAAGAAGAUGGAGAAGAAGAUUGAAGAAUUGAAAAUUCGCAGAAACAAGUUGAACGGAGACGUGGAAACUUCGAAUGGCAUAUAUAAUAAUGUGGUAAUAAACACAGUCGCGGAUGGGAUGGAGAUUAUCAUUUCCCAUAGCAGCGAAAGAUCUGAUUUAGGGCUAUCACGAGUUCUUGCUGAGUUACAGUGGAGAGAGUUUGAUGUGAUUAGCAGUGUCUCGACCAGAAUGAAGGACAGAUUUGUCCACAAAAUCCAGGUUGAGGCCCGGGAUAUCUCAAACCUUGAUGUGUUGAUGCUGCGAGAUAGAUUGACUGAGGCCAUCAAGUAAUUUGUUUGUCAGGUUUUCUAUUAUUACUAUAUAAGCUAGCUUCAACCCAUCACUUUGACUUAUCGAUGAUCUUCUCUGUGUGCAAACCACUACUCUUGGGAAUCUUCAUAUUUCUGCUACGUACUGAUCGAAAAUGGUGUAUAAAAUAAGAAGGGAUUAAAAUAUUGCUCUCGGACUAAA